Messenger RNA from Miscanthus lutarioriparius, 1059 nucleotides. NCBI's taxonomy places the organism in Eukaryota, Viridiplantae, Streptophyta, Magnoliopsida, Poales, Poaceae. The record is from the annotation of a GenBank genome assembly.
AUGGACCGCACGCCUGGUGCCCUACCCGAUCGCCCCCUCCCGUCUCCCGACUCGCUUCUGACCUUCGCGGCAUCCGUGGCGGCGGCUCGCCUGCGCAGGCGCAGCAUAUCUACGUAUGAUUGGGGCCUUAAUACUGGUUUCACGGAACUUGAACUCCAUCUUGGUACUAUAUUGAUGAUACCUUAUACCGUAUUGCAUAAGGGAUUUAUGGAUUCAGAUCCUGGGUUCGUCACUGGGAGGAUGGAAUCAAAGGUAGUUGAAUGGCUUCAAGUGCACGGGGGCAUCAUGUUUCGGCAUCUCAAAGCACUAACUAUAAGCCCUGCACUGGCAUCUGGUGUGACCAGUCAGCAUCACCAGCUUCAACAGCGUGCGCCAGUGAGUGGCACAGCCAAAGGAAAGGCUAAGCUCAAAGCAGGUCAGCCUUUGAAGCGUUCCACCAUCGGAGCGAAGAAAGGGGCACCUUCCACUGGUGGAGGUGGCGGCGGCCGUGGUCGUCGUGAGGCCAUUGAGCGCAUUACUAAUAUUUCAGAGUCUUGUCUCAAUGCCUCUACUCCGCUGCGGCACUUGUUCCCCAAGGAGCGUCUUCGCGAAGCUAAACGUGAGGAACUGGGACUUGUCUCCAAGGAGAGGCAACGCGAGCUUGAUGUAGCCAAGGCCAAAGCUAAAGCCAAAUCCAAAGGUACUGGUGGAGGUGAAGGAGACCGUGUGCUUAUGGGUCCACCAGGCCUUGACUAUAUCAGUCUUGGGCUAGUUGAUGAGGAGGCAAUCCCCAAGUAUGAGCUCACAGUCGAGGAUGGUCGGCGACUUGCCAAAGAGUACAGUCGUGUGCUAAUGCGGCGGCACCGUGCAAGGCAAACAGCAGAGUCAACGCUUCUGACCCUAAAAAAGGAGGCCAUUGCUGCUCUCCCUGAGAAACUGCGAGCUGCUGCUAUGGUACCUGACAUGACACCAUUCCCUGCAAACCGGUACAUGGCGACACUCACACCACCAAUUGAAGGAUAUAUUGAAAAGGUGCGGGAAGCGGCCAAGAAGCACUCUGUGAAGGAGAAACUUCGCUGA